AUGAUGCACAAACGGCGACCAGGUCUCAGCCUGGCUAUCACUCUGUCGCUCGUGUACCUUGCAGGAUUCCUGUCGGCACCAUUCGUGAACGUGUCCUCUGUGGCCUCGAGUGUUGUGGCCCGACGAGCUGCAGACAAGAGGCCGCCUCCUCGUGACUUGGAACCACGACUCAGCCCAGAAGAUACCUAUGAAAUGCCACGGACGCCGGAAGAGGAGAAGAACAUGAAUUACUGGAGGAGCUCUUUUGAUGACCUUCCGGCAGAGGAAAAACUUCAAAGCCCGCUCGUGGUGCUGGGCUUCUUCCUUCUACUGGCACCUUUCGUGGGUGGAAUGUAUCUCUUGGUGAAUGGUGGAGGCUUAGAUGAUUGA
This is a messenger RNA of Symbiodinium pilosum, 369 nucleotides long. The record is from the annotation of a GenBank genome assembly. Lineage: Eukaryota; Dinophyceae; Suessiales; Symbiodiniaceae.